Messenger RNA from Ostertagia ostertagi, 6657 nucleotides. The record is from the annotation of a GenBank genome assembly. NCBI's taxonomy places the organism in Eukaryota, Metazoa, Nematoda, Chromadorea, Rhabditida, Trichostrongylidae.
AUGCAGAACGACAAUUCGCUCCUCAAUUUCGUCGACGCAUCGAUUUUGGCUAAAUUGGAAUUACCUACAUUCGAUGGCAACUUACUUGAGUAUCCAGAAUUUGCCUGCAGAUUUGCAACUCUCGUUGGGAACAAAACACAGCUCGAUGACACAACCAAACUAUCUCUUCUCAAGUCUUGCCUACGAGGUCGCGCCCUACAAUCCAUCCAAGGAUUAUCGAUGACGCCAGAAAACUAUCGCAUAGCGAUGGAUAUUCUCCGGACACACUACGACGACAAAGUAACUGUCAAACACAUACUCUACACCAAACUCGCUCAGCUUCCUGAUUGUGAUCCAGAAGGACAACUCACAAACAACGAAGAAGCACAAAUCGCUCUCCUUCCUCAUCCACGAACAUCAUGCCAACAUUUCGCUAAUACUGUAGAGACUACUGCAACCAUGGAAACGCCAACCGAUUCCUGCCCAAAGAACGAAGACGCGACAAUAGUUGCCUGCACGACUGAAUGCACAAAGAAUUACAAUCAGCAACCUCUGUCACAUGCCGCCCUUAUGUGCGCGCCUGUGCGAGUGUUCAAUCCAUCUGAUCCCUCACGUCGAAUAACCGCGACAGCUUUUCUGGAUUCAGGAUCCAGUCAGUCUUAUAUAACAGAUGAUUUGGCAAAGCUCCUCAAUCUUUCCACUCUGACAACGGAAGAUAUCUCAAUAUCAACAUUCGGCUCCACUACACCCCUCCAAGUCACAUCUCGCGAUCACCUGCUCGGCAUCGUCAUGGAGACUGGAGAGAAACGUCUCAAAGUGAAAUCUCUCCCAACCCUGACAGGCCGCGUGAAACAUGUUCGCCCAAUUCAAGGCACAAAACACAAUGUUGUGAUAACCACCUGCAAACCGUCCAUCUUGAUUGGUAACGACUACUUCUGGGAUAUGCUCUUAUCAGAUGACUUCUACUAUGAAACACUUCCAAACGGUCACAGGAUGAUACAUACCAACCUCGGCAAUAUUUUCGUGGGAAAAGUCUUCAAUUUGAGAAACGCAGAAACCUACGGCGCAUUACAAGAAGAUACCGCCUCCAACUCCAACCACUACGAUGAACUAUCCCGACUUGUGAGCAACUUCUGGAAGUUAGAGGCAAUAGGAAUCCUCGACGAUCCGGCACAAAAUGACGACGCAGUAUGCCUCAAAUUCUUCAAUGAUACCAUCAUCUACGACGAAGAACAUCAGCGGAAAGCUGGCAUGAACCUAAGGGAAUAUGCAAGCAAUUGUCCUGAACUUAACGAAUUCUUCGAACGUGAAGAACGAUGUAAAGUCGCAAAGCUGCAAAAACUGUUAGGAAUUCAAUGGGAUACUUCCUCUGAUGAACUUUUGAUCCAUCUCCCGAAGAAACCGUCAUCCGACAUCAAAUGGACAAAAAGGAAAGUGCUAAAACAAAUCGCAAGCAUCUACGAUCCGCUUGGCAUUCUGGCUCCGGUGACACUUAUCGCAAAACUAUUCCUCCAAUCUCUGUGGAAAAGGAAUCUCGGAUGGGAUGAAACUUUACCUGAUGAAUUGAAUAAUCAAUGGCAAACUAUUCUCAACGAAUGGACCAUUUCGCCUGUGAAAUUGAAUCGCUUUGCUCUUGACCCUGGAAGAACUGCGACACCCGUCUUCGAUCUUCAUGUAUUUACUGAUGCAUCAGGGAGCUCGUACUGUGCUGUAGCCUACAUAGUUCAACUACGCCACAGCCCCCCUCAUCAUGCCUUUCUUAUGAUGGCUAAGUCAAGACUCGCUCCACUCCAUCAAAUAGUCACUAUUCCCCGAAUGGAACUGGCAGCCCUAACAGUUGGCGCUAAACUACUCGACUUCAUCACCAAGCAACUCGACGUGAAACUUCGUCAUAAGGUUCUUUGGACUGAUAGCUCAGUAGCCCUUUCCUGGACCCACAAUGAUAAGGCUCUUCCUGUCUUCGUACGAAAUCGUGUCAAAACGAUUCGAGAAUUGACCACGGACGUUACUAUCCGCUAUGUCCCUACAGCCGACAAUCCCGCUGAUAUCGGAUGUCGAGGAGCUAGCGUCAAAGAAUUGCAAUCGAUGCCGAAAUGGUGGCAAGGAGCAUCGUUUUUGAAAGAAGAAAAGGUAGACUGGCCUUCUCCGGUAAGCCCUUCUGAAAACAUAGCUCUACUGCAAAAUCAACAAACAGCUACCUUUACCUCGACGCCGCCUCUUCGAGAGGUAACGUAUGCCACCGAAGAAGCACCACUUUUUGAUCCUACGCGAUUCAGCAAAUGGACUUCUUUGCUUUUUACAGUCACCUUUAUUCUUAAGUUCAUCACCCUCAAAUCCAAGAAGGCUAAAUCAUUCUUUGGCUCUACUCACGCAACUCUGCAAGCCCGUGCGGAACGUAUUAUAUUCCGCUUCGCACAACAACAGAAUCCACCCUCAGCAGAUCAACGUGACCAACUUCAUCUUUUCCUCUGCAACAGCACUUUUCUGUGGAAAUCACAAGGACGUAUCGAUAACUCACUUCUAGCUCAAGAGGCGUGUACACCCAUUUUCCUACCGAGCAAAAGUCGUAUCACUGCUCUCUUCAUUCUUUAUAUUCACUCAAACAACAACCAUUGUGGCCUCAAUCAUACUAUCACUGAACUUCGACAACGAGUCUGGAUCCCUAAAGGAAGAGCGACAGUCAAAAGAGUGUUGGAAAAUGAAUGCUUCUAUUGCAAACGGUAUCGAGCAAAACCCUUUCAACUUCCUCCCUUCCCGACCCAUCCUACCCAGAGGGUAGUCAAGCCCCACUACCCCUUCGAAAACGUGGGGAUGGAUUUUUUCGGACCAAUGUAUUACCGAUCAUCAAGUGACAUCACGGAAAAAUACUGGAUUCUGCUCCUCACUUGCCUCAACACACGGGCACUAUAUGUCGACCUGGUACUCGACAUGACCAGCCAAACCGUCCUUCAUGUGCUCAGACGGUUCAUUGCAAGUGUUGGAUGUCCCUCCUGGAUCCUCAGCGAUAAUGCCUCAUCGUUCAGAACAAUAGCCGAAUGCUACUCGUCCAUCUCCAACGACUCAUUGGAUGACGACAUUCUCGACUACUGUUCCAAGAAAAGAAUUCAGUUCAAAUUCAUACCAAGUUUUAGCCCUUGGCAAGGCGGGAUAUACGAGAAAAUGGUUGAUAUCUUCAAGAGGUCCUUUAAACAUUCCAUUCACAAUCGCUUGCUGCCGAUCGAGGACGUCAAGACAUUGAUGAAGGAGACCGAAGCAAUCAUUAACACCAGACCCCUUACCUACGUUAUUAACGAACUCAAUUAUCUUCCUUUACGUCCAAUCGAUUUCCUUCGUCCACAUACCCGACUAGCCGGCCCCUUUCCAAAACAGGAAAUCACUGAUGAGUGGAUUCCAACCGUCACUACACGUGAUACCCUUCUCAAAGCAUGGGCAAGUACCACAGAAGUUCUCUCCAAAUUUUGGGCACGCUGGAACUUGGAGUACUUGACAUCUCUUCGCGAGCAAUACAAAAGUGAACACUCCACAUCUCGAUCACAUGAAAUGGAGCCCCCCAAGAAAGGUGACCUCGUACUCAUCUAUGACCCUGCUCUUGAUCGCGGUCAAUGGAGGAUGGGACAGAUCAUAGGAUCUCAAGACAACUUCAAAAGAUCUGUGGAAAUUCGUCUGCCAUCUAGAAGGAUUAUCACAAGACCACACAACCUCGUUUACAAAUUGGAAAUACCCGUUCCUGAAAAUUCUGAAGAACCUCCGACACAACAACCAUUGCCGCGUCAUCCGAUGAUAACUAGGUCCAGAGCUCGAGCUCAGACGUCCUGCAUUCUUCCUUUCAUCAUGUUACAACUACUAGGCUCCUAUUCCGCUACGACCAGCGACACGAGAUGCCCCGAAGAAGUCAAUGUCAACAAAACGGUCAUCUAUGCCACCUCGUGCGUUUCACGCGGAGUCGCGGUUGCCCGGUACAACGACUCGGGUGAAGAGAAAUUCUGCUGGUUCCCGCUUUCGUGUCCUUACGGAGCUAUACGGUUCGAGAAUCGACACUCAAGUACUACUCUCUGCGGGGAACCAUGCAAAUGCCCAACGUGGUCUACCUCCUGCUCUUUCACUACCGGUUGGAGGACAGCCACCUCUACGUUCUCCUCCCUGCCAAGGAGAAUUCGUCAGUAUCGGCCCCCACAAGUCUGCUCAUUUUCCAACUCACCAACGUGCGACUCCACAAAGAAAAUUGGAGUUUUUAACCAAGUACAACUCUUCGACAACCGGACAUUCCUCGUACCCUCCCUGGCCAUAAGCAUUCAAGAAUAUAUCGAUGAAAAUGACUUCAUCUGUGUAGACCACAAAGGAUGGAUACGACGACCAGCAAGAAGAUCAACCGGUACACCACAUUUUUGCGCCAUUGUCGCCAAAACACAUAAAUGUCAUGAGAACCCGCAAACCUUCUGCGUCAUUGGUCCUAACCUCGCAGUACUCGUCGUCGACAACUGGAAUUCCUCACACACGGUGCCAAUCAUAGUGAAGGCUUGGGGAACGGUCUCAAAAAUCUAUUACGGAUAUCCCAGUAAUCACAUUAAAAGUCGUCGCUUCAUACCUCUGACAUCGCCCGUGGAAUCCCAAUGUUCCAAAGGAGGGAUAACAGUCGCAAGCAAGAUACAACUACAAGUGCUAGAAGCUUGCAUCAACAACUACUGUGUGUUCCUGAAAAAUGUCUCGACAGAAGUCAUUCUUUUCCCGAAUUCCCUCAUUAUGUACGAUUAUACUGUACGGCUAAAAGCACUGAUGAAUAACGCCAUCGUACACGAAGCGCAAGUGGGAUGUAAAGCUCACCCCAUAUGCGAAACUCUGCGAUGCACACUGUGUUGGGAGUGGAUAUACAAUACACAGUGUUGGACUCUUCUGCAAGUCAUAUUAGUGUUUACCCUUUUUGUAGCAGCGGCUCUCACUAUUCCUGUCAUACUCAUUCUUUGCAAAGCGAUAGCAGCAACGAUAUGCCUUCUCAUAAGAUUGCUUCUCUACCUCGUUCAUCACAUGCCAUGGAUACGACGGAAAACGCAGUUCAGAAGAUAUGUCAGUCAACGACGACGGAAAAAACCAAAGCGAAUUGUAAGCUGCACACUCUUGAUACUUCUCCAGAUACAGUCAAGCAUCGAGUGCUCCCAGUUCACUUCCUUAACUGCCAGUGAGCACGUCUGCACCAUCUCCAAGAACUCGACGGAUUGUACCCUCAAUCAGGCAACGAUGAUUGCACUUCAACCUUUGCAGCAAGAGACCUGUUUGCAAAUAAGAGACCACAAAAAUGAGCAUUUGGGCAUACUUUCCGUUACUCUUCGUGAUAUCCAAUACCGCUGUCACAAAAGAGUCGAAUUCUUCUCGCGAGACCAUGCGUUGAUAUCAGAAUCCCACCAUCGCUGUUACCUGGCAGGUAGCUGUACCCAGAAGUUUUGUGACAACGUCAAACCCAUGGAUGCACUGGAAGAAAUUUCGUCUAUCGCAAACAAAAGCCCCGGAUAUACCUACUGCACUCCUACCUGUGGAUGUUUGACUUGUGGCGGUUGCCUAUUAUGCGAGGAUAGCUGCAUUUUCUAUCGAGUGUACGCCAAACCCAUUUCUUCUUCAAUAUAUACUAUCUUCAACUGCCCCAGCUGGGAACUCUCUGUAACUGCGGACAUCACUCUGAGUUACGGAAACAAUAUGACGUCAAAAAGAUUGAAGCUCACUCCGGGGAAUGUGAACUCUUGGAACAAGUUGCGACUUACUCUGAUUAGCACCAUCACACCAAAAUUACCAAUACUUGGCUCAACGUUCAUGUCAGACGGAAACGACAUCGCCAUAAUCAAACCAGCCCACCGAGGACAAUUAGUUGCACACACUGCUGGACAACUGCAGUGCGCCACCUUCCAAGACGCUCAGAAAUUCCGCUGCCUCUUCGCUAGCGAAACAUGUAAAUGUUCAAAAGGAUUUCACAAGAUGUCUUGCCUCUGCCCCGAUGGAAACUUGAAGAGACUAAUGCAGCCUUCUCCACUCCCCUUAGUCGGAAAGAACUUUCUCCUCACACAACAGGCAGGAACUGUUUUUGCAAAACUCAAUAUAGGAUCGUCUCUUCAACUUCAGAUAGUCAUGAAGGAUCUCCACUUGGUGUCCCUACACCAGAACAGUAAAUGUACGUUCAUAGCCAGCGACCUCACGGGCUGCUAUAGUUGCAUUUCUGGAGCUACAUUGGACCUUGUCUGCACAAGUAGUGAUGGAGAGACUACGGCGCUCCUCUCUUGCCCAGGCGAGACUCAGAUCGCAAAAUGUACCACACGAGGACAUCUCAAUCGAUUGAUUCUUCAUUUCGACUCGGAAAACAUCCUCUCCUCUUGCAUCGCCUCUUGCCCUGGAGGAAGUACCAACAUUACAAUCAAAGGAACGUUAUCUUACGUCAACGACGACCUCAUCAAACCAGGACUCUAUGCAGCUGAUCAAAAGCCCCCUCUCACAACCUUAAAUUCUCUGGGAAAAGUUUUUGACAGUGUUAUACAAUUCGCAUCGUACGUAGUGGAAAGUGUUGAGUCACUCUUUUUGAGUCUCAAAACCUGGAAGAUGAUUUUUUUAGCAUCAGUUGUACUAUGCUUCUUAGUAAUUCUCUCGCGAAUGUUUCAUUUCAUGUUCCCUACAAUUCCUCCUCGUCCUAAAAAGCAUUGA